Messenger RNA from Apis cerana (Asiatic honeybee), 2093 nucleotides. Its product is annotated as deubiquitinase DESI2. Gene Ontology annotation, molecular function: deubiquitinase activity. NCBI's taxonomy places the organism in Eukaryota, Metazoa, Arthropoda, Insecta, Hymenoptera, Apidae. The record is from RefSeq and is a predicted model, not a curated record. Gene Ontology annotation, biological process: protein deubiquitination.
UAUAAAAUAUUUAAUAUUUUGUUAAUGUUUUAUAAUUUUUGAUAUAAAAGAAAUCUUUUAAUAAUUAUUUAAUAUUUGAUAUUCAUCUAGAGAAAAUUAUAUGAUAUCCCUAGACAAAUUUUAUUCGUUUCUAAUUAUAAACAAUUUGUGUAAAUUCUUUUGAAAAAUAUUUAAUAUUAGUGAUUAUUAUGUGCAAUUAAUUAAGUUUGUGACAUAAAAUAAAUAAUAAAUAUUUAAAACAUACAAUUAGACCUUUAAGAAGAAUUUUUGUCCAUCAUUUAGCACACUUUCAGUGAAGAGAGACUUCUUACUGACAUAAUGUAACAUAAAUCACUAUAAGUUAUCACUUAACAAAGCCUCUAACCUAAAGAUUCGUAUAAUAUUUUAUUUAUUUUAUUCUUCUUUUAUAAAAUAUAAUCAUUUUUAAUUUUUUCUUCGUUGUUAUUUAUAUUGUCAAUAAAUUUUUUUAAUAUCUUUAUUUUUUAUUAAUAUUAACAAAGUAGUUUGAAAUUAUGAAUCUAAUUCAUAAUAUUAUUUGUUUAUAUUUUAAGAUUAGCAUUGUUAUUAGUAUUUACAAAAAAUAAUAUAAUGUUAAUAUUUUGUUUUUGUAAUGAAUUGCAAUUAGAAAAAUGUAUUUAUUGCUAUGCAUUUUAUAUGUUCUUAUAUAAUUUUAUUUAGAAUUAAUAAUAUUACUUAUCGCAUGAAGUCAUAUCUUAUUAUAAAUAUAUAUUUUUAUUUUUUUUGUAUUUUUAUUUUAUUAAAAUAAAAUGUAGAUAUAAUUAAAUAAUUAUUUGAAAAUUAUAAAUAGUCAUAAAAUAUAACAUUCCAUAUUAUAAUUAUUUUUUAAUUUUGUAGUAAUUCAGUGGCUAUUUGCUUAAAGUAGAUCCAGUAUAUAGCAAACAUAUUUGCUUAUUAGGUGCAUAAUUGGAACAUAAGUAGUGCUGCUGUUCAUCUCUUGAAGUACAGAUAUCUAUGAUGUUUUCAUCAGGUCUUAGCUGCAAUCUGUCCUUUCCCAGUUGUCUGGGUUAUCCACAAGACAACGAAGAAUUAAUACCAAAAAUGGCUAGAGAGCCAAUAAUUCUCAAUGUUUAUGAUAUGUAUUGGAUAAAUGAAUAUACUACACCAAUUGGAUUAGGUGUAUUUCAUUCAGGUGUUGAAAUUUAUGGAACAGAAUAUGCAUACGGAGGUCAUUCUAAACCAAUUUCUGGAAUUUUUGAAAUUACACCAAGAGUUGCUGAAGAAUUAGGAGAACAGUUUAGAUAUAGGCAAUCAGUACAUAUUGGAUAUACAGAUUUCACGGAAGAAGAUGUAACAAGAAUUGUUACUGAAUUAGGAAAAGAUUUUAGGGGUGAUCGUUAUCAUUUAAUGAAUAAAAAUUGUAAUCAUUUUAGUAGUCAACUUACACUUAUUUUAUGUGGUCAAGAAAUACCAGGUUGGGUAAAUCGUCUUGCAUAUUUCAGUUCUUGCGUACCAUUCCUUCAGCGUUGUCUACCGAAGGAAUGGCUAACACCCGAUGCACUUCAACACUCUUUGAAUCAAGUCAGUCAUGAAAGUACAUCUUCUGAAAGUACGUCAUCUGAUACUUCCUUGUAACAUUCGGCCAAUUUUUUAAGACAAAGAGAUCUAAAAUGCCGUAGGAGUUAUACCAUUUAGAGAAUUUAUGCGCAAAGGAAGUUUAUUAUGACAGUAACUGUAUCGCCCAAAUUAUGGAAUCUGAGAAACAAAACCGUCAAGAUGAGGUACAAAUUUAAUAUUGUACUCUAGAAUUCCUGUGGUGAUUUAAUAAUACUGAAAAAAUGCCUUUCUUGCAACAUGUCGUCUUUUAAAUUUUGGACGGCAGUUUACAAUGUCGCGUGUGUUCUUUGUUGUAUCAUAUGAUCGAAAUUUAAUAGAUAUAUACUUAAUAGAUAAUUAUGUAUAAAUCAAAGGCAUGAAGAGACUGGAACUAUUUAUUUAUUAAUUAAUCACUUUAAUUUUUAAAAAAAUUUUUUGCUAAGAUUUUAUACAUAAUAAUUUUUAUUUUGAAUUGUAUUUGAAAAUUAAUACUUGUAAUAUGCAAUUUUCUCAAAUUAUAUUUUAGAAAUAUUCAGUGA